Elaeis guineensis (African oil palm) is the source of this 1078-nucleotide messenger RNA. RefSeq names its product cytokinin riboside 5'-monophosphate phosphoribohydrolase LOG8. Gene Ontology annotation, cellular component: nucleus; cytosol. The record is from RefSeq and is a predicted model, not a curated record. Gene Ontology annotation, biological process: cytokinin biosynthetic process. Lineage: Eukaryota; Viridiplantae; Streptophyta; Magnoliopsida; Arecales; Arecaceae. Gene Ontology annotation, molecular function: hydrolase activity, hydrolyzing N-glycosyl compounds.
GGGGAGACAGGCGUAGUACUUGGAGUUUGAGCAGACAAAAGGAAGUAUUAGGGAUAAAGAAGAGAGGGAGAUUCAAUAGGCAAGGUGUCAGAUUCUUUUAUUUUUGGAGUGGUUGGAAUCCAUUCUUCUUCUUGGCUUUCAUUGCCUCUGCCUCCUCUCUCUCUUUUCUAUCUUGUGCCUGUGAUUGCGAGCAUUGCUUCUUUCUUCUCUUGUCAUAACCACCUUCUAAUUCUUGAGUGGAUGGAAGCAAGACAACAGGUGGCAGUCGAAAGUGAGAAUAGAAGUAAGUUUAGAAGGAUAUGUGUCUUCUGCGGUAGUAGGUCAGGGAACAGGACUACAUUCAGUGAUGCAACUCUUGACCUUGGGAAGCAACUGGUUGAGAGAAAAAUAGACCUCAUUUAUGGUGGUGGAAGCGUAGGUCUGAUGGGCCUGAUAUCUCAGACUGUUUACAAUGGUGGAUGUCAUGUUCUUGGAAUCAUUCCUAAAGCUCUCCAGCCACAUGAGAUAUCAGGAGAGACCAUUGGGGAGGUGAAGACAGUAGCAGACAUGCAUGAGAGGAAGUCAGAAAUGGCUAAACAUGCUGAUGCCUUUAUUGCCCUUCCAGGUGGUUAUGGAACCAUGGAGGAACUUUUAGAAAUAGUAGCAUGGUCUCAGCUUGGAAUCCAUGAUAAACCAGUGGGGUUGCUGAAUGUGGAUGGGUACUACAACAGUUUGCUUGCACUGUUUGACAAAGGGGUGGAGGAAGGCUUCAUAGAGGAGUCAGCAAGAAAUAUUGUGGUUUCAGCAGAGAGCGCAGAGGAGCUGAUCAGGAAAAUGGAGGUAAAUGAGGGAGGGCAAAGGAAGGGAAACACAAGCCUAAAGAGGAAGCGGAGCUGCUAGAGGCUAUGCGCCACUUGAUGACAGGGCUGCACCCGGACAAAGCUGGAUGGGGACCAAUUAUUAGAGUCCGCUACAAGUGAGCUUACUCAAAUGUCCUAAUAAUAAGCCUAACUCCCUUAUGUGUGCAUGUACGUCAACAUAUUCCCUUCACUUUUCUACGUAAUUGUCCUAAAUCUCUCCCUCUCUCUCUCUCUCUCUC